Messenger RNA from Aspergillus costaricaensis CBS 115574, 976 nucleotides. Its product is annotated as mitochondrial 37S ribosomal protein uS10m. The record is from RefSeq and is a predicted model, not a curated record. Gene Ontology annotation, cellular component: small ribosomal subunit; ribosome; mitochondrion. Gene Ontology annotation, biological process: translation. The transcript is spliced from 5 exons. Gene Ontology annotation, molecular function: structural constituent of ribosome. Bases 94 to 885 code for a protein of 263 amino acids. NCBI's taxonomy places the organism in Eukaryota, Fungi, Ascomycota, Eurotiomycetes, Eurotiales, Aspergillaceae.
GUACAAGGUCCCUGCAAUACUACGGACCUAGGGAUUUGGCGCAUUGUUCUUUGUGUUCCAUUUAUUCAACUCUUCCAGACAUUGAUUUCAACCAUGACAUUAUCCCUCAACCCUCGGCUACUUAAAUGCACUGGCAGGCAGUUCCAGUUACUAGCAGGUUUUAGAGGUUACAGCACUUCCUCUGGGAUAAACCAUCAUGCACCGUCAACGAACGAUACUCUCCACCCAGCAGGCUCAGCUGAAUCCAGUGCACUGAAAUCGACCGAGACGCAAACGAAACAAUGGAGAGAACGCCUUGAGAGCAUUAAUGAUAAGGCUCGACUUCCCAGGAGCGUUCAAGCUGUGUACCUACGACCCCUCCGGAGGAAGGCCGAAUUUGGCCUGCCAGUUUGUGAUCUUCAGUUGAGAUCUUACAGCGUACGGAACGUCGAAUUCUUCGCCGAUUUUGCUGUGCGGGCGGCUUAUUAUCUGAACCUCCCUGUCUCGGGGCCGGUGCCCCUGCCACGAAUUGUUGAGCGAUGGACCGUUCCUAGAAGUAACUUCGUGCAUAAAAAGAGUCAGGAGAAUUUCGAAAGGAUUACGCUCCGACGCUUGGUACAAAUCAAAGACGGCAACCCUCAGGUUGUACAGACAUGGCUAGCAUUCUUGCGCAAGCAUGCUUUCUACGGAGUCGGCAUGAAAGCAAAUGUUUGGGAACAUGAAAGCCUUGACGUAGCUGCAAACAUGGACAGCACUCUUCCAGAAGUCGAGAAGUCGCUUCAGCCUUACCUUUCACAAUUUGGUCAUCGGCAAGAUGCAACAUCUUGUGACUCGAUUUCGGAUAUCCUGGACAACGAACGAUUCGUUGCAUACAAGGGCCCCUUAACUACAGCACGCAAGGCAUAAGCACCAUGUCAUCCAAUACUCUGUAUAAUAUCACAUAGUUGUCAUCAUCUCGUACGAAUUUGCCAAUUCCCACAGUCCCACUUUUUAUAAU